AUGGCUCUCGCUCUUCCCAUGCAUAACAUUCCCAUGGAUGAACCUGCCCCAUCCGAGGUCUUCGACUUUGAAGGCACCACGCUUUACAACUGGGUUCUCUCCGAGACCGAGCAUGCCCACAUUGCCAACAUGCUGGAGAUGGAUCCCAGCGAGCUCACGCUCAAAGGCUCCAACUUCCUCCAGGACCGCUCCCAGUGCGCCGGCUGCGGCAAGCACUCGGGCAUGGACGACUUUGUCCACAACGCUCUCUAUGCUGGCAUCCACUCAGUCGACUUCAUGAAGGACUUCCUCCUUGGCAAGACCAAGCAGGCAACCCCGUUCACCGAGCACGAAGUCGUCUGCUCCCGCUGCAGCACCAAGCAUAAGGAGGCCAGGUCCUGGUUGGCCUACCCUCCCUGGCCUAGAUACUAA
Cordyceps fumosorosea ARSEF 2679 is the source of this 411-nucleotide messenger RNA. RefSeq names its product RNA binding protein. The coding region runs from base 1 to 411 and encodes 136 amino acids. The record is from RefSeq and is a predicted model, not a curated record. NCBI's taxonomy places the organism in Eukaryota, Fungi, Ascomycota, Sordariomycetes, Hypocreales, Cordycipitaceae. The transcript is spliced from 2 exons.